Aspergillus ibericus CBS 121593 is the source of this 1421-nucleotide messenger RNA. RefSeq names its product arabinan endo-1,5-alpha-L-arabinosidase. The coding region runs from base 5 to 970 and encodes 321 amino acids. Gene Ontology annotation, biological process: carbohydrate metabolic process. Gene Ontology annotation, molecular function: arabinan endo-1,5-alpha-L-arabinosidase activity. Lineage: Eukaryota; Fungi; Ascomycota; Eurotiomycetes; Eurotiales; Aspergillaceae. The record is from RefSeq and is a predicted model, not a curated record. The transcript is spliced from 4 exons.
CACCAUGUAUCAGCUACUACCCGUCGUGUCGGUUCCUCUGCUAGCCAGCCUGGUGCAUGGCUAUGCUGAUCCCGGAGCUUGUUCGGGUGUUUGCACCACGCAUGAUCCCGGGUUGAUUCGAAGGGAGUCUGAUGGUACUUGGUUUCGUUUCUCCACGGGAGACAAGAUCUCCUACGUUUCUGCAUCGUCCAUUGAGGGUCCAUGGACCAGUGUUGGGUCUAUGCUGCCAGACGGAUCGUCGAUCGAUCUGGAAGGCAAUGAUGAUCUCUGGGCCCCUGAUGUCUCCUACGUGGACGGCCUCUAUUACGUGUACUAUGCGGUUUCAACUUUCGGAUCCCAAGAUUCAGCCAUUGGACUUGCGACAUCAGAGACCAUGGAAUAUGGCACAUGGACUGAUCAUGGCUCGACUGGCAUUGCGUCUUCUUCUGCCAAGAUAUACAACGCCAUCGACCCUAACCUGAUCUAUGCCGAUGGCACCUAUUACAUAAACUUUGGGUCAUUCUGGGAUGAUCUCUAUCAAGUUCCCAUGGAUUCGGAUCCUACCAAGGCCGCCUCGUCCUCCUACAACCUUGCGUAUGAUCCGUCAGGAACCCAUGCGGAGGAGGGCUCGUUCAUGUACAAGUAUGGGGACUACUACUACUUGUUUUAUUCGGCCGGUAUUUGCUGUGGAUAUACCUCAUCCAUGCCCGCUGCUGGGGAAGAGUACCACAUCAAGGUCUGCCGCUCGACUUCACCCACGGGCGACUUUGUUGAUGCUGAUGGUACGGCUUGCACUGACGGCGGCGGCACGAUGGUCCUUGAAAGCCAUGGAACGGUCUAUGGGCCUGGUGGACAGGGUGUCUAUGAUGAUGAGGACCUUGGCCCCAUUCUCUACUACCACUACAUGAACACCACGAUCGGGUAUGCCGAUGACGAGGCUCAGUUUGGAUGGAACACUAUCGACUUUUCCAGUGGGUGGCCCGUGGUAUAGGAGCGUCAGUGGAGGGGGGUGGUGACUGUUGCGACUUGUACAUAUGUACUCCGUAGGAACCAGUCAACAUGUAUAUACUGCAGCUAAGACUCUUUCCAGUCAAUGUUGACUGUUCACCUGGGCGAUCCCGGGUUCGUAUGCUGCCUGAGGCCGAGGUCUGUAUUCCUCGCUCAAGCCUUGCCGCUGCUCCCCAUCACAUCCAUCCACCCCUCCAUCGCUUGGGUGAGAACAUCGAUCCCCUCAGUCAUCAGUUGGGUCAGGGGUUUAUGCACAUUCGCUCGGAGAUACUCAUGCCACGGGUCUAGAACCAGUUUAUUGACAUUGAAUUUGGUCACACCGGCUGCGAUACAGGCGCGACACAGCUCUGGUGGAAAGUCAUUCGUCCCGUGCAGCACCAGCCGGGCGCGUCCAGCCAGCGCUUGAUAAAUUUGACGCAGCCUAUGAGAGUGAG